Messenger RNA from Lutzomyia longipalpis, 2012 nucleotides. RefSeq names its product alanine aminotransferase 1. Gene Ontology annotation, biological process: biosynthetic process. The record is from RefSeq and is a predicted model, not a curated record. Gene Ontology annotation, molecular function: pyridoxal phosphate binding; L-alanine:2-oxoglutarate transaminase activity. NCBI's taxonomy places the organism in Eukaryota, Metazoa, Arthropoda, Insecta, Diptera, Psychodidae. The transcript has 5 exons. Bases 353 to 1936 code for a protein of 527 amino acids.
UGCUCUCUCUCUCUGCGCUCUCGCUGUGUGAGAGAAAAGUUUUCUAUUGCAAAAAGAUCAGUGCUUUUUCGCAUUUCCACCCGUGAAAGUGCUCUUAAUGCCCAGUGUUUGAGAAAAUUGAGUGGAAAAGUGUGAAAAUUCAGCUGUGCAAUUUGUCAAAAUCACUCUGAAAAAGGAAUUUGGGCAAAAAAGACCUGUGAGAGAAUAUUUAAGGAGAGAGAACUUUGCUGCUGGUGUGGAGUCAAGUUGUGGGAAGUAGAGAGAGAUAGCUUAAAGCGACUAGGUGUGAGGAAGAUAGAGAAGGAGCUAGUGGGUGAGCUUUGAGAGAGAGAGAGAGAAAAGUGGGGAAAUCAUGUCGUCCGCCAGCCGUUUGCUCAGCGCCUGCCGUCCCGGCGGCUUGCGUCCCUACUGCGUGGCUUUCAGUCAGCCUCCGGACGUUAAGGGAAACGUGUCGUCUGUGCAAGUGACAAUAAAUCGCACCAUGGCCACCGCAUCCAGUGAGAAAUUCCUCACAAUUGACAACCUCAAUCCAUGCAUCAAAGUCAUGGAGUACGCCGUGCGUGGCCCCCUCGUGAUUCGUGCCACGGAAAUUGAGAAGGAACUCGAAAAGGGCGUCAAGAAACCCUUCAAGGAUGUCAUCCGUGCCAAUAUUGGGGAUUGCCAUGCAAUGGGACAGAAGCCCAUCACCUUUUUCCGCCAGGUCUUGGGCUUGGUGCUGUAUCCAGGCCUCUUUGAUGAUCCCAGCAUAACGGAUGAUGUCAAGGAGCGUGCCAGGACAAUCCUCAGUGGUACACGUGGCUGCUCUGUGGGAUCGUAUACAGAUUCAGCUGGAAUUGAGGUGAUCCGGAAGCACGUGGCACAGUACAUUCAGGAUCGCGAUGGUGGCAUCCCAUCGGAUCCGGACAACAUUAUCCUCUCAACUGGCGCUUCGGGGGCCAUCAAGAACAUUCUGGCUCUUUUCCAUGCUAAAAUUGACGGGAAGAAAUCCGGUGUGAUGGUCCCUAUUCCGCAGUACCCCCUCUAUUCGGCCUCAAUUGCUGAAUUUGAUCUGCAGCAGGUUGAAUACUAUCUGGAUGAGUCGAAGAAAUGGGGCUUGGACAUUGGGGAGUUGCAACGAUCGGUCACAGAGGCACGGAAGGUGUGUGUACCGCGGGUGAUUGUUGUGAUAAAUCCCGGAAACCCAACGGGUCAGGUGUUGACAAGGCAGAAUAUUGAGGAAAUCAUUAAGUUUGCAUACAAAGAGCGUCUCUUCAUCUUUGCCGAUGAAGUUUAUCAGGAUAAUGUGUACGACAAAGAUUCGCAAUUUCAUUCCUUCAAGAAGGUUCUCACGGAAAUGGGGGAGCCCUACUCAAGGAUGGAGAUGGCGAGCUUUAUGUCCGUGUCAAAGGGCUACAUGGGGGAAUGCGGGAUUCGCGGGGGGUAUGCGGAAAUCCUCAAUAUGCACCCGGACGUCAAGGCGAUGCUUCUCAAGGCGAUCUCAGCGCAACUGUGUUCCAGCACCAUUGGUCAGGCGGCUAUUGAUUGUGUUGUGAAUCCCCCAAAGCCAGGAGAGCCGUCGUAUGAGUUGUUUGUGAAGGAGAAGAAUAAUGUGCUGCAGUCACUGAAGCGUCGUGCGGAGAUGGUGACGAAUACCUUCAAUUCCUUCGAGGGAUUCUCAUGCAAUCCCGUUAUGGGGGCCAUGUAUGCCUUCCCGCAGUUCAAACUCCCGCCAAAGGCCAUCGAGGCGGCCAAGAAGGUGGGUCAGAAGCCCGAUGUGUUCUACGCAUUCCAGCUACUCGAGAGGACAGGCAUUUGCAUUGUCCCUGGAAGUGGAUUUGGUCAGAAGGAGGGAACAUAUCACUUCCGGACGACGAUUCUGCCACAGGAGGAAGACCUCAAGAAGAUGUUGAGUAUGUUUGAUGGGUUCCACAAAGAGUUUAUGAGUCAGUAUAAAUGAGAUUUUAAUAGCUAAAAGCAAAAAGUGUAAAUUUUGAAAAUUAUUGAGCAAUAAAAUUGCAUUUCACAAAACGCCA